This is a messenger RNA of Macrosiphum euphorbiae (potato aphid), 450 nucleotides long. The record is from the annotation of a GenBank genome assembly. NCBI's taxonomy places the organism in Eukaryota, Metazoa, Arthropoda, Insecta, Hemiptera, Aphididae.
AUGAUUGGUAUUGAUGGAUUGCCUAUUGCAAAAAGCAGUAAUUCUCAGUUGUGGCCCAUUUUAGUUUAUAUUGAAAAUACAACUAAAAUUGUUUUUCCAGUUGGUAUUUACCACGGUUAUUCUAAGCCAAAGAAUAGUAAUAUGUUUCUAGAUGAUUUUAUAUCAGAAGCAAUAAAUCUUAUAGCGAACGGUAUUGUUUUAAAUAAUUGUACAAAAAAAGUAUCAAUAAGUGGGUUUAUUUGUGACAGUCCGGCUAAGGCAUUUUUAUUGCAACUGAAAGGUCAUUCGGGAUUUUCGUCAUGCACUCGUUGUAUCCAAGUAGGCGAAUACUAUAAAAAUCGUGUCUGCUACCCUUAUUGUAAUUUUUCUCAUAAAAGAACACAUGAAACUUAUAUAAAAAGAAAAUACGAGGACCACCAUAUUGGAGAUACACUUUCAAGGCUUAUAUAA